AUGUGUUCUGAAAAGGUGCAAGUGUUGCUCAUUAUAACACCUAGGUCUUUAACAUGCAACUUUUAUGGAAUUGCUUCUGAUUCAACCACCAAUCUGUGUAUCAUCUGCAAAGCUAAGUCACAUCUCAGUAAAGUUAAAUUAAGAGGUGAUGUUAAAAACAUUUCGUCGUUCAUUAAAGAUACAAAUAACUUUUUAAGAAAAUUGAGAAACCUUCCUACUCUACCGGAUGAUGUUUUACUCUGCACGGUCGAUGUUCUAGGACUUUACCCUAAUAUCCCUCAUCAGGAUGGGUUGGCAGCUUUACAUAGGGUGUUAGAUGUUAGAGAGGAUAAGAGCGUCUCCACAGAAACCCUGAUGGAUCUUGCGGAGUGCGUUCUCCAGAAUAAUGUGUUUGAACACAACAAUAGGUUUUUUAGGCAGCUUCAAGGAACGGCAAUUGGUACAAAAAUGGCCCCUUCAUAUGCAAAUAUUUUUAUGAGUGAUUUGGAGGAGCAGUUUUUGGAAUCCUCAAUGCUCAAGCCUCUUGUUUGGUGGAGAUAUAUUGAUGAUAUUUUUAUGUUGUGGCAGCAUGGAGAGGACAAAUUGAUUAAGUUCCUUGAACUUUUAAAUAGUUGCCAUCCCACCAUUAAGUUUACCCAUUCAUUUUCUAGAGAUAGUGUUAAUUUUUUAGAUGUAAAGGUUAUUCGCAAAGACAACCACCUUAUUACCGACCUAUAUGUGAAACCUACUGAUACUCAUCAGUAUCUGCAGGCUUCAUCUUGUCACGUUCCUCAUUCCAUCAGAGGUAUAGCAUAUAGUCAGGCACUUCAGCUUAAUAGGAUUUGUUCAGAGGGAGAGUUUUUCGAUAAGAGGUGUAAUGAGCUGGAAUCAUGGUUGCAGGAUAGAGGUCACCGUAGUAAGAUGGUGAGAAAGCAAGUACUUAGGGCUCGAAAAUUCAGACAAGAUGACUUGCUGAAUACUAUCAAAACUAGGAAUAAUGAUAAUAAAUUCACCUUUAACAUUACUUACCACCCAGCAUUUAUGAAAAUUAGGCGAACGUUAUCUAAAAUACACCUGCUUUUGACACCAAAUGAAGAACAUCGCAAAGUUUUUCCUAAUGUACCUAUUGUGGGGUUUAAAAAGGGGAAAAGUUUGCAAGACUUUCUUGUGCGGGCAAAGUUACCUGAGAUCAGGGAGAAAGCCAACGGGUGCAGAAAAUGUGGUGCUAACAGCUGCGAUGUAUAUAAAAAACAAAGGUAUGAGUCAGAAAAUGUUGUUGGGGAGGACUGUAGGCCACUUGCCAUUGAUCCCUUUGUUAAUGGUUAUUUUGUUGCAGCAACCAAAUAA
This is a messenger RNA of Hydractinia symbiolongicarpus, 1326 nucleotides long. RefSeq lists its product as uncharacterized. Lineage: Eukaryota; Metazoa; Cnidaria; Hydrozoa; Anthoathecata; Hydractiniidae. The coding region runs from base 1 to 1326 and encodes 441 amino acids. The record is from RefSeq and is a predicted model, not a curated record. The transcript has 4 exons.